AUGGAGAUAGAGGGGGAGAAGCGUCUCAUACGAGAUACACCCACCACAUCCUGGUCCGAUCUUCCUCUAGAUCUCGUGAUUUUGGUAUUCCAACGUCUCAGCUUUGCUAAUUUCCAAAGAGCUAAAUCGGUGUGUUCGUCUUGGUACUCUGCUUCGAGACAAUCCGUGCCCAAAAACAAUCAGAUCCACUGGCUGAUUCUCUUCCCUAAAGAAGACAACAAGGACAACAACUACUCAUGCACGCUGUUCAAUCCCGAUGAGAAAGACAAACAUUACAAAACACAAGAUCUUGGUGUUGAGUUUGCAAAUAGACGUUAUAAGGUGGCAACCUAUGGAAGCUGGCUCCUAAUAAGAGAUACUCUGAAGGAGAUGUACCUUGUGAACCUCUUUACCAACGAGAGGAUCAAUCUACCUCCUGUAAAGUUAUUACGGGAAGAUUAUGAGUUACAUACUACAAGUCGCGAGAAAAAGUGGCACAAUGGUAGGAUUAGGUCUGUGCUAUCCCCUGUGUUUUGGAUUGACGAGGAUACCAAAGAUUACGUUGUUAUUUGGGGAUUUGGAAUGUGGUGUGUGGUCUAUGCCAAGAAAGGAGAUACCUCGUGGAAUAAGAUUCCGGAUAUUUCUCAGUGUUACCACAUGGUUUACAGGGAUCACAAGCUUUACUUCCUAAACUUCAAUGAUGUUUUCAAAAUCUUCGAUUUGUCUGGAGAGAUUCCACAACUAACCUUUCAAUGGAUGGUUUCUCGGAACAAAUGUGAGUCAGUUCGUCAGCCGAAUUGGGAAUGGAACAGUUGUAUCACAAGACUUGUAGUCACAUUGACAGGAAAAGUCCUCAAGGUUGAACAAAUGUGGGUAAUGAAAUCUAGUACGUGGUCCUUUAGGGUUUUGGAGGUUUAUUCACCAGACCUCCAGAAGAAACAACAACGGAGGAUUCAUUAUCUGAGAGAUGAGUCGAUUCUUUUGGAUCAAGGCAUCACUGUGCUCGCCAAUGACGCUGAUGGAUUCGCUAGAAAUACCAUCUAUUUCAGUGAUGAUAGGCAAAAGAUCAUGUUUACCUUCAAUCUUGGGACACAAAAGACGGAGCCGCUGCACACAUUUGAUAUUUCUUCAUUUCAAUUCUCUGGAGCUCAAUGGUUCCUACCUAGUUUCACGCUUACAUGA
Messenger RNA from Capsella rubella, 1161 nucleotides. Its product is annotated as putative F-box protein At4g22170. Gene Ontology annotation, molecular function: protein binding. Lineage: Eukaryota; Viridiplantae; Streptophyta; Magnoliopsida; Brassicales; Brassicaceae. The transcript has a single exon. Bases 1 to 1161 code for a protein of 386 amino acids. The record is from RefSeq and is a predicted model, not a curated record.